This is a messenger RNA of Gavialis gangeticus (Gharial), 2088 nucleotides long. RefSeq names its product acyl-CoA dehydrogenase, long chain (gene ACADL). Bases 34 to 1329 code for a protein of 431 amino acids. Gene Ontology annotation, molecular function: flavin adenine dinucleotide binding; long-chain fatty acyl-CoA dehydrogenase activity. The transcript has 11 exons. Gene Ontology annotation, biological process: carnitine metabolic process, CoA-linked; long-chain fatty acid catabolic process; fatty acid beta-oxidation using acyl-CoA dehydrogenase. Gene Ontology annotation, cellular component: mitochondrion. The record is from RefSeq and is a predicted model, not a curated record. Lineage: Eukaryota; Metazoa; Chordata; Crocodylia; Gavialidae.
ACUCCCCGGGAGGGCUCAGGCGGCGGCAGCGGGAUGGCUGCGCGGCUGCUCCGGCUGGGCAGAGUCCUGGGGCCGCUGCCUCCACGCGCGCCUCGCGCCCUGGCCAGGCAUCUACAGACUGAAAAUCAUGAUGUGCAACGUCCAGAAACAUUUUCUGCCAAAAGUUUAAUGGAUAUAGGAACUCGGAGGAUCUUCACUUCAGAUCAUGAUAUCUUCAGGGAAAGCGUGAGGAAAUUUUUCAGGGAAGAAGUGGUUCCUAAUCAUGCAGAAUGGGAGAAAGCUGGACAAGUGAGCAGAGAGGUCUGGGAAAAAGCUGGAAAACAGGGACUGUUGGGUAUCAGUAUAUCGGAAGAACAUGGUGGCCUUGGAGGCAACAUACUAUCUUCAGCUGUGGUCUGGGAAGAGCAGAUGUAUGUUAAUUGUACAGGCCCAGGAUUUGGCCUUCAUUCUGACAUAGCCAUGCCCUAUAUCGCAAACUAUGGUUCCGAAGAACAGAUUAAACGGUUUAUCCCUGAAAUGACUGCAGGGAAAUGCAUCAGUGCUAUAGCCAUGACAGAACCUGGGGCUGGCAGUGACUUGCAGGGUGUACGGACAUAUGCAAAAAAGGAUGGAAGUGACUGGAUUCUCAAUGGAAGUAAGGUUUUCAUCACUAAUGGCUGGUUGAGUGAUUUAGUGAUUGUGGUUGCAGUUACAAACCGUGAGGCCCGCUCUGCUGCUCAUGGGAUCAGCCUUUUUCUUGUGGAAGAUGGAAUGAAAGGAUUCAUCAAAGGAAGCAAACUGGAAAAAAUAGGCCUGAAAGCACAGGACACAGCAGAACUGUUUUUUGAAGAUGUACGUUUGCCAGCUAGUGCCUUGCUUGGAGAAGAGAACAAGGGCUUCUACUAUCUGAUGGCAGAGCUCCCUCAGGAAAGACUGGCAAUUGCUGGCAUAGCACUCGCCAGCUGUGAAUUCAUGUUUGAAGAAACAAGAAAUUAUGUUAAGCAAAGAAAAGCUUUUGGGAAAACAAUUGCACAUUUACAGGCUGUACAGCACAAGUUAGCUGAACUGAAAACGCAGAUUUGCGUGGGCCGGGCAUUUGUGGACAGCUGUCUCCAGCUGCACGCAGAGAAACGUCUGGACUCCUCCACAGCUUCCAUGGCAAAAUAUUGGGCUUCUGAUCUCCAAAACAGUGUGGCUACUCAGUGUUUACAACUCCAUGGAGGAUGGGGGUAUAUGUGGGAGUAUCCUAUCGCAAAAGCUUUUGUGGAUUCUCGGGUUCAGACAAUCUAUGGAGGUACCAAUGAAAUAAUGAAAGAACUAAUUGCUAGAAGCAUUGUAAGUGACAGCUAGACAUAUGGAUACACUGGAGACCAUCUUCCUGAAUCCUAUUACAGUUAAUAUGGUAUUAAAUCAGACACUGGAAUGUAAGUAGACAAAAGAUGCACUGUAUUUUUAAUGAGAAGAGCAAGCCCAUCUUAAAAAUUACUUUAAUUAAAAGCACUAAUAAGGAUAGCAUGUUUGUAUUGUUGGGCUCUAAUGUUUCAUAAAGAUUAGCAUUUAAAGAUGCUUGAUGGAAACUCUUGGUGAAAGCUCCAAGGCUAAUCCUCUUGCGUCAUUUUAAAACGCUCUUAGAGGCAAGAUGAUACACCUAGUGUGUUCUGAUUUUUUAAAAGGGAUAUUUAUGUGCUUCUGGAAUAUUACAAUUAACUUGAGGUCUGAAACAAAAUGUCAUUAUAUUAAAUCCAGCUUGAACUGUUCAGAAUGAAUGUAAUCAAAUUUUCAAGAAGCCACUUUCUUCCUGGAAGGCAAACAUGUUUAAAGACCCCACAGUUUUAGAUCAGCACUGCCUGUUGUCAAAUGUAACUUGUGCCUAUCUUAUUCUCACCUCAGUUUAUUUGAAUGAGAAUGGCCUUAGUAUUGAUUUUCUUCAAUUUUCAGGUUUUACUUAUAUAUGCAUGUGUAUGUUGCAUUCAUUUCUAUUGCUGAGAUGAAAUAAGCAACUUUCAGCUUUAUUAAAAAAUGCACAAACCGCCCCCUAAGGUUUACAUGUAACCAGAAUUGCCUUAUUUCAAUGUAUACAUACUUUUAAUAAAAUAUUUACAAGCAACA